AUGUGCAGGGCGCAGGGGGACGCCGUGGCCGGGCGGCGCUGGUGGCGGCUGCCCGGGACCCUGCUGCUGCUGCUGGCCUACGUGGGCUACCUGCUGCUGGGCAGCACGGCGUUCUGGGCGCUGGAGGGGCCCGCCGAGCGCCACUCGGCGCAGCAGCUGCUGCAGGACAAGUGGGAGCUGCUGGGCAAUUACACGUGCCUGAAAGGGCCGGCCCUGGAGCGCCUCAUCCAGGGUAUCAUCAAGGCCUAUAAGAGCGGCCUCACCCUCCAGGGAAACGCCACCAGUCUGGGGAGAUGGGACUUUGUCGGCUCUUUCUUCUUCUCCAUCUCUGCGAUAACCACCAUCGGCUAUGGGAACCUGAGCCCCAGCACUGUGAGUGCUCAGAUCUUCUGCAUCUUCUUUGCCCUCUUUGGGAUUCCUUUGAACCUCAUCCUCCUGAACCGGAUUGGGCACCUGAUGCUGUCUGGGGUUCAGCGAUGUGCCAAGCGCCUGGGGGAGAAGUUGCACUGGCAGGAGGCAGCAACCAUAUUGACAAGGACCUGUGCACUGGUGACUGGCUUGUUGCUGUUCCUCCUGCUACCCCCAUUUCUGUUCUCUGUGAUAGAAGGCUGGACCUAUGAAGAAGGAUUCUACUAUUCCUUCGUUACCCUCAGCACAAUAGGCUUUGGAGAUUAUGUGAUUGGGAUGAACCCAGACCUCACCUACCCUUCCUGGUACAAGAACCUGGUAUCUGUGUGGAUCCUCUUUGGGAUGGCCUGGCUGGCCCUGGUCAUCAACCUGUGCAUCACCUUGCUAGAGAACUCUAGUGACCUCUGCCAGUGUGGCAAGAAGAAGAGCAAAGAGCUGGAGCGGGAGUUAAUGGAUUGCAACAAAAAUACCAGCCCGAGGCCUGAUGACGUGGAGAACUGCAGCAGCAAGGACACAAAACCUGAAGGCGCAAACUGA
This is a messenger RNA of Emys orbicularis (European pond turtle), 945 nucleotides long. It is a transcript of the gene KCNK17, whose product is annotated as potassium two pore domain channel subfamily K member 17. The record is from RefSeq and is a predicted model, not a curated record. Gene Ontology annotation, molecular function: outward rectifier potassium channel activity; potassium ion leak channel activity. Gene Ontology annotation, cellular component: plasma membrane. NCBI's taxonomy places the organism in Eukaryota, Metazoa, Chordata, Testudines, Emydidae. Gene Ontology annotation, biological process: potassium ion transmembrane transport; stabilization of membrane potential. The transcript has 5 exons. Bases 1 to 945 code for a protein of 314 amino acids.